AGUUUACACAUGAAUGUUAAAAAGGCUGUAUUCACUUCAGAAGUGCAAGAAUUUUUAAAUACGAAGCCAGUGCAAAAUAAUGAAAUAGUUUGGAAUUCAGCGAUAGUAAAGAAUCCCGGUGCAUUGUAAGAACCCCGUUUAUUUCGUUGCACUAAGCAUUUUGGUACAAUGUGUGACUUCAUAAAGUUUGACACUAAACUAAAGGAUCCGUCACUUGUUGAAGGAUGUGAAGUGCUCUACAAGAACAACUGCAAGGUGGAAGUGAAAUACAAGGGUUCUUUACAAGGAGAGAUCAUGAAUUUAACGUUCAGAUUGAUAGGAAAUGAACAUUUGAUCAAAUUGGAGUUAACUAGCGAAACGGAUUUAUUCUUUUAUUUUAUUCACAGGAUUGACUCUAAAUCGUUUGAAGAUAUCAAAACAGCUCAGAAUCUCACGAUAGACUUUGUUAACUACUCGGAAACUAUCAUUAAAAUGGUUAAUUCCUGCAUAGAUUCAAGCUCAUUUUCGUGUAUACUAUACAUUAAUGGUGAUCUCGGAGUACUGAAGUUUUUUCAGAACAUGGACUAUCGUGAGAUGGAACUUUUAGAGUGUGCGUUCCGUAGGGAAGACGAAUUCAAAACUGCUGAAAACAUAACAUACCGCUACAAUUACACAAAGGAAAUUUUAGGUCACUAUAAACGUCGUCUCGAGGAGUUUUACACAUUGGUGAAACGUAAAGAUCCACAGAUUGUCCAGAAUAAACUAUUUGGAAGGCCUUGUCCGCAUUUCUUGCCCAAAUGAGUUUUGGAUUUUCUACCUGCAAGAAUCACCCUCUGGGGACCACCUGAAUUCUACUCCAGU
Theileria equi strain WA is the source of this 840-nucleotide messenger RNA. RefSeq lists its product as hypothetical. The record is from RefSeq and is a predicted model, not a curated record. The transcript is spliced from 7 exons. NCBI's taxonomy places the organism in Eukaryota, Apicomplexa, Aconoidasida, Piroplasmida, Theileriidae. The coding region runs from base 169 to 780 and encodes 203 amino acids.